Molecule: messenger RNA, 2650 nt
Organism: Kockovaella imperatae
Lineage: Eukaryota; Fungi; Basidiomycota; Tremellomycetes; Tremellales; Cuniculitremaceae
Exons: 1
Coding region: 457-2610 (717 amino acids)
Source: RefSeq, a predicted model, not a curated record
GUUCAGACUCGAGCUUUGGCAACGUCCCGGUCAAGAGUACCAUGGCACUUCCCCCAAGAAGGGGAUCAGCCUUUAUCCUCGCGCAGAGAGCCACCUUCCGAUUCUCUCGAAGACUUGAACACUAUCCAAACGGUACUCGAAUAUCUCGGCACUGAGCAACCAGAACAGUCAAGAGCCAAUACGUCGCCCCUUCCAGCAUUGGAAGUACCUACUUCUGUCGAAUCCAGCCCAUUCCAAUUGCUAUCUGAUCAACCUUCGGACAGCCUUAAAAGAAGGCUCAGCGAGUUGUCUGCGGCCGGGCACGAAGCUUCGUAUGUGGACCUAUACCAUAUCUUUCUCCGACCGGCAACUCUGGAUCAAUCCUCUUUGAUUUACGCUGCACGUCUACUCCUCCCUGCCAUUCCAAAGCUAUCUGUAGACCGAUCGACUCUUCUUGUCGGAAGAUGCCUCAGGCGAAUGUUCCAACUCAACGUGCUCGUCGGAACGGAGCCAACCCUCCAAGCGUAUCUCUCUCACCUCAACGAUGUCGUGUCUUCACAGGAAUGCACCAAAGAAGACCUCGGUACAUGGACACGUAUCCUCCUGGAUCAUUUGACGCAGCAUGUCAGCGGUCGAACUGCAGACCGUGUCUUACGAGGUCUUGUCCAACGGAUGCUCGUACAAUUCGUCGACAAUCUCGAUUCACUCCCUGGUCAAUCGGUGGCUCACCACGCUAUACCUUCAGACAUACUGGACAGGGUGUUAAGCUCGACGAUGGUCACCGAGACGAUCCGUGAGGUCGUAGUCAAUCGAUCCUAUUCCUCAAGAUCACCAUUGACCAAAGGCCACCGAUCCUCGUUGAUCGAGGCUGCGAUGAGGACACGGGACGAAGAGGCCAUAACAAAUUACCUCAGACUUCCAGAAAGAUCAGCUCUAAUGGACGCUGAAGAGGUUACUGAUACGGAAUUGGAAGAUAGAGAACAGCUCUCAAGUUCUCGGUCUCAGUCUCAGUAUCAAGAGUCGCCUCGAGUCCUUCCACCUCCGAGACUCAGCGUCCCAAAACGCCUGGAGCGAGUCCGAUAUCUGCUCGCAUACAGCUCCGAAGGUCUCGGCGACCUACACAAGGCACUUGCACCUUACCUGGCUUCACCCGCGCGGGAUAGCGACAUCGAGGCUUAUAGCGCUCGACUACGUCAACACCGCUACGCGUGGUCCAAAUUGCUCCAUGCGAUGGCGGUGUGGCCUGAGAUUUCCUCAGAAGACAUGAUGGAAGCAUGGUUGUCACUGCCUUCAACAGCCAAGACCGCGCACGUCAUAUCGCCUCUGAUGCGAGGACUAUGUGCGCGAAAACAAUAUGCAGAUGCCUGGCAAGUGUGGUCAUCUUACAUCAAUUUUGCGGCCCAACGACCGCCUGACGAAGUCGGUAUCUACAUCGAUGAACGGACUAUUGUCGAUGCGACGGCUGCUUACGCCGUGAAGGGGAUGUCCGAGCAAUUUGCUUUUGUCGAUUAUUGGGGGAAACGUCCCAGGUCUACCCGAAGUCAAAGUUCAGCAUUUGAACAAAGUAUCCAGCUUGACGCUUUCAAUGUCAAUGCCCUACUUCGGCUCUGUCGAAGGGCUGGUCUGCCCUCUGUAGCCUUCCGUUUAUUGGCAGCUUCGUAUCCUCGUUGGGGAGUCCUAUUGGAUCACGUUUCGCUCGCCUUGAUAUUGGACACGGCGAGAAAAUACGCUCGCAGCUCGGGCUAUGUUCCUCCAAAUUCUGGUCUUCAGCACGCUCUGAAGAUGUUCUUUGCAGAGUUGUCAGCGGCUAAAAUCUUCCAUUCACCUCGUGACGAAGGGCUCGGUGCCGUCGACGACACCACCCGAUUUGAUGCGUAUGAAGCCGAUGGAUUCUCCAAAGGCGGCCCCGGAGUCUUGCUUGAUCCACCCGGAUUCCACUGGUACCAUGCUCACGGGACGGUGAAGCCAUACGAGAUCGCAAAGACGAUCUUUCGUCAAGUCAUUCUUGGCAAUUAUCCUCAUCUGCAAUACGUCGUGAAUCCCUUGGAUCGAGAUGCGACGUGGGAUGGGGAUAGCUGGUACCAUCGGUACUUUGGCCACGAAUCAUCGCCUGCCAAAUUACAGAUCAAGUUUGAGGAUAGGCUCCCGUUGCCCGGGGCAAAAUACACACAUAUCAUACCCGGCGUAGACACCUGGCAGGCAUAUAUUCUCUUCUUGGGUUACUUUGGAAUGAUCAAGCAGAUUCCACUCGCAUUGGCAUGGAUGAAGAUGCUAGAUAUUCGACCCACCUGGAUCAGUAUGUUGUACGGCUUGACGUUCAUCAAAGAAGUCCAAGGCGAACCCAGUCGCGUCAGAGGGAAUAGAGGAGAGUGGAAAUAUGCCACGGAUGAAGAAAUUGUCAGGGAUUUCUUGAGCAGAUGGUUGGGAGAGGGAAGGGAAAGUGUUCCGGAACCCAGCCCUAGCGCUAUGGUCAGGAUCAAUUCGCAUACUCGGGAACCGGGUGAUCUCAAAGCCCCAGAUGGCUUGGACGAAGAACGACGACGAUCAAUCGUUCCGACUCCGGUUGAUGUUCUCAACCUUCGGAUGUGGUACAUUGGUCAAGGGAGGAAGUUUAUCUAUGAUGGGCAAUAGGAACAAUGUAUGCACUAAUAGCUACAAAUUAUAUGAAUGU